This is a messenger RNA of Leptinotarsa decemlineata (Colorado potato beetle), 687 nucleotides long. Its product is annotated as probable peptidoglycan muropeptide transporter SLC46. NCBI's taxonomy places the organism in Eukaryota, Metazoa, Arthropoda, Insecta, Coleoptera, Chrysomelidae. Gene Ontology annotation, biological process: transmembrane transport. Gene Ontology annotation, molecular function: transmembrane transporter activity. Gene Ontology annotation, cellular component: membrane. The record is from RefSeq and is a predicted model, not a curated record.
GAAAAGUGAAUUCACUUUUUGGGGCUUGUGAAGCCCUCAUGCCAUUGGUAUAUGGCCCAAUGUACAACGCUACCUACGCAGCCACCUUGAACUGGAUGCCAGGAGCAUUUUACAUUUUAGGAGGAUUUCUCACUCUGCCGGCAGUUCUCAUAUUUGCAUGGAUGUAUGUUCAACACCGUAAGGAACGAAAAGAAGUUAAAAUCGCCAAUCUUGAAAAAAGAUCCAGCAUUUCUAUUGUAGCUGACGUCAUCCUGUCCACUGUCCCAAAAGAGGCUCAAAUAGGUUCUCCAAUAGGUUCUCCUAUGAUGAACGGUUACAGAAAAAACGCGAACAAAGCAACCUUCGAAAGAAACGGGGUUAUCAGUGGAACAAUGGACAAUCAUUCUAUGGACGUGACAGAUCAUUCGAAAUCUGAGACCACCGGAACUAACAAAGAUGGAAUUGACAAUGCAGCCUUCAAAAUGGAGGAAUGAAUCAAUGGCACCAUUCGUGUCAGUUAUUUAUUUAUGUGAUAAUAGACUUAAGUUAUAUACCUAAUUAGAAUUAAGUUUUAUGUAUCUAGAAUAUACCAGCAUUUCUCAAAGAUAAUCCGAUACAAUGCAUAUUUUUUCUUGUGAUAUUUUGAUAUUCUGUCUGUAUUAUUCCUGUUCGUCACUUCUGUAGAGAUUAAAUGAACUGAAUUCAGUA